Molecule: messenger RNA, 4438 nt
Organism: Branchiostoma floridae (Florida lancelet)
Lineage: Eukaryota; Metazoa; Chordata; Leptocardii; Amphioxiformes; Branchiostomatidae
Exons: 24
Coding region: 65-3109 (1014 amino acids)
Biological process (GO): proteolysis
Molecular function (GO): metal ion binding
Source: RefSeq, a predicted model, not a curated record
AAGAAUUCUUAUCCCUGAAAAGUCUCUCACCCCUUUCCGUGAAGUGGGAGGGUCCACCGGUAAAAUGGCGGCUAACUUUGAGCUGGUUUGCUCCGCGAAGGCAAACGGAGUCAUUCCUGUCGACAAAUAUCGCUCCAAUGCGACAGGACUUACCGUGUGCAUAGCUCAGGUCGAGGGGCCACUCGUAAAGGGAUAUUUCUGCCUUGCUACGGAGGCCCAUGAUGAUGAUGGCUUACCUCACACAUUGGAACAUCUGGUCUUCAUGGGAAGUGAAGACUAUCCAUAUAAGGGAGUGUUGGAUCUGUUGGCCAACAGAUGUCUGGCUCAGGGCACCAAUGCCUGGACAGACACUGACCACACAGCCUACACUGUAACUACUGCAGGCAGUCAGGGCUUCCUCAACCUGCUACCCAUCUACCUGGACCAUGUGCUGUACCCAACACUUACGGAUUCAGCAUACAUCACAGAGGUUCACCAUGUGAAUGGUGAGGGUGAGGACGCAGGUGUGGUGUACUGUGAGAUGCAGGCACGUGAGAACACCGGGGAGAGUAGGACCUACCUGGAGAUGCUCAGGAGCAUGUACCCAGGACACUGUGGGUACAAGUCUGAGACUGGAGGAAUGUUGGAGAACCUCAGGACCAGCACCUCACACAAAAAGGUUGUUAACUACCACAAGGCUUUCUACCGCCCAGAGAACCUGUACCUGGUCAUCACAGGACAGGUGAAGGCAUCAGAUGUCUUCCAGGUGCUGGGGCCUUUUGAGGAGAAAAUCCUGUCCAAGGGUGGUCUCCCUCCCUACAAGCGCCCCUGGCAGAACCCCAUCCCUCCCCUGCCUGCCUCCGUCACCCACACUGUGCAGUACCCUAGUGAUGACGAGGCUAAUGGGAUGGUCAGGAUGGCCUGGAGGGGACCAAAAUCAGAUGAGCUGUAUCAUAUCCCAGCUAUAGCCACCAUGCUGGAGUACAUGACAGACACAGCCAUCGCACCACUGCAGAGGGAACUGGUGGAGACAGAGGACCCUUACUGUAACAGGGUGUCCCACAGUCUGAUAGAGAAUGCAGAAUGCUGUGUGUACUUACACCUCAGUAACGUACCCAGCGCCAAACUCAGGGUCCUCAAGGACAAAGUCUUGUCAGUUCUGAAAGGCAUAGCGGAUGGUACUGAGAAGUUGGACAUGGAGCGGAUGGGUACUGUUGUACACAGGCAGAUCCUACAGGCCUUAAACCAUAUAGAGGACCAACCCCACGACACAGUGGCUUUCCACUGCAUUGGAGACUUCCUAUAUGGGACCAGUAAUGAACAGAUGACUGAGCGGCUGAACAACAUCAACUACUACCGCAGGCUGGCCAAGGAGCCGCUGGAGUUCUGGACUAACCUGCUGAAGAAAUAUUUCACUCAGGCUUCACUUGUUACUAUCAUAGGAGAGCCCAGCACAGACAUGAGGGAUGACAUGGCAGAGGAGGAGAAGCAGAGAAUAGAGGGACAGAGAGAAGAGCUGGGGGAGGAGGGACUUCGUAAGAUGGAGAAGAUGUUGGACAAGGCUACAGAAGACAAUGAGAAAGAGGCUCCUUUAGAGAUGUUGAGCAGCCUGGAUGUGCCUGACACAGACACUAUCCAGUUCCACCCCAUUAAGACAGCCAGCACACACGACAAGAAUGCCAGGAACAGGAUCCCCCAGUUCCCCCUGGACGGCCUCCCAUUCACCUUCCAGCUGGACCACAUCCACACCAACUUUGUGCAGCUCUGUGCCCUUCUGGAUAGCAGCAAAGUUCCCCAGGACCUCAGGCCGUACCUGUGUCUGUACAUAGAGGUUAUUCUGGAGUCUCCUGUACUCAGGGACGGAGUGGUUGUCUCUCACGAGGAUGUGAUCCGUGAGCUGGCGGCCGACACCCUGACCGCCGAGACCUCCCUGGGGGUGGGGGGGAACAGGUUUGCCUGCGGGCACUUUGCUCAGGUCGUGACCCUGGCACUGAAGUUGGAAAUGGAGAAGUACACCAAAGGAGUGCAGUGGUUACGUGAGCUGCUGUUCCAGACACAGUUCACCACAGAGCGCCUGAAGAUCAUCGCCACCAAGAUGGCCAACGAUGUGGCCAGGCAGAAGAGGAGUGGGGCCAAAGUGGCCAGUACUAUCAUCAACGACAUGAACUUCCAGUCAGAGAGUAACAUCCAUGCCUCCAACAUGAUGCGGCAACACAAGUUCCUAACAGAACUCCUGGAGAAACUGGAGGGAAAACCUGAGAAGGUUCUGGAGAAGAUGAACCAGUUACGAGCGCUCCUGACAGAUCCUGCGUCCCUCAGGGUUCACAUGUCAGCCGACGUGCAGAAACUUGCGGGCGUGGGGUCGCCACGGAAACCCUGGGAUAACUUCAUCAGCAAAGAGCUUCUGAGUGAGAAAUCCAGUACUGGUGAGUUACAGCACUCCUACAACCUGCUGAAGUCACUGGACAAAGGUUCAGCCAUGGGGACCAUCGUAGGUGUAGGGGCUGUGGAGUCAUCCUUCCUGGUACAGACUGUGCCCUGUAUCACCUCACACAGUCAUCCUGACCUGGCAGCCAUCUUAGUCUUCAUAGAGUACCUCACUGCCUUAGAGGGACCAAUGUGGAGGCAGAUCAGGGGCCUUGGCCUGUCGUACCACUACAGUAUCAAGGUGACCCCCUCCCAGGGCCUGAUGUCCUUCAUACUGUACAAGUCUGCUCAGCUGGUGCAGGCUUACAAAGUGGGCAAGGACAUAGUGGAAGAGUACUUGGACGGGAGUGCAGAGUUCGAGCCUGUGCAGGUAGAGGCUGCCAUCAGCAGUGUGCUGUCCUCCAUUAUCGAGCGUGAGGAGAGUGUGGGAGACACCUCCAUGCAGUCCCUCCUGUCAUACUUCAGGGGAGUCGGCUCCAGCUACAACAGGGAGCUCCUAGCCAAGAUCUCCAAGGUGAAAGUCUCAGACCUGAAGCGUGUAGGGGCAGAGUACUUCACCCCGCUGUUUGACCCGAGUAAGGCCAGAGUGUCCGUCUGCUGUAACCCCUCCAAGGUGGAGGAGACCAAGGCUGGCUUCGAAGAGCUUGGUAGGGAGCUUGUGGUGAUGGAGUCUCUGGAAGAGGCCUACAAAGAUGAUGACUAGUGACGGGGACACAAUCGAUCUUAUGCUGCUUUGUUAAUGUGAAGAAUGGUGACAACAUGUGUUCAGCUCAGGACCAAGUAUAGAGAUGUAGCAACAAGACAGUAGAUGACAUAACAAUAUAAGAUAGGUUCAUUGCAGUAAUUCAAUUUAUAAAAGCUCCUUGAGUUAUUUGAUGUCUAAAGUUCAUAUAUAUGCAUGGAAAAUAUUUUGACCAUAUUCUGUCUCGUGAAUUAAUAUUCACUUACAAGGAGUCUAGACAUUAACAUGGGAUAAUAUUAACUAAUGGCAGAGAUGACAUACAUUGAUGAUCAAUAGGCAGAAAAGUAGUUUUCACAGGGAUUUUAAGGGCAUGAUGAUUCUGAUCUACUUAUUGAUGCAUAUGUUACAGUCAAACUGUUAAAAAUGUCCUAUUUGCUGCAAGCAAAUUAUUACAAUGGUGCACGUCUAUGUUGAUUUCACCAUAAAUGUUAAAAUGGAAUUCUUGACUAUAUUUAUAUACUGUGUACACCUACAUGUACAUGUACAUUAUAUACACUCAGUCUGGUAAAUGCAGGUAAAACCAUUUAUUGAAUGUUAUCUGUUUUGUUGGUGAAAACGUAUCAGUCUUUUGAAAUUCAUCCAGUGUGUGUUGUGCAUAGGCAUUAGUGACAGCAUACUAAUGUUACAUGUACAUGACAUGCUUUCAUUCUCUCACCCAAUUGUUAUUGGCAGGAAAUGCAUUUAUCGACAAGCUAUAACAUUGCUGCUGCAAACACGAUGGCUCUAUGUUUAGUACUUAUUACAAGAUCACAUGUUUGUACACGCUGGUUUACAUCCAUUGAAUAUUUAAUUAUCUUGUGUAAAAUCCUUUAACUUAAGAGCAAAAAUGUAGCUUUGUCAUAGAUUGUAUUCAAUUGCUAUACACAUACUGUAUUCACUAGAAAAAUGAAUUUCUGUAACUAGAGGUUAUUCUGGAGUCUCUUGUCAUCCACCAGAGUUCCACUAGUAAGAUGUCAUUUCACCUUAGUAUCAAUGAACUUGUUUAUUGAUAUUUCUGAUUUGGUUCUUCUUGCCAGAUGAAGUCAACUAAUUUUUCAGAAAUGUUGUCUGAUCAUUUUUAGAAACUGUCACAGCAGUUUGCCAUAUAUCCUUGUACAUGUACAUCUACAUGUACUUUCAUAAGGCAUUAUACCAAUAUGUAGCAGGUGCUGGUAUUCAGGUGUGGAGUGUUCUGGUGUUCAUUAGGUUUUUUUGUUCCUAUGUUUAUGACACGAGGUGAUCAAUGACAGAAGGCUGCUUCUGAUAAAUGAAUUUAAAAAUAACACAAGAAAAUAAAGUAAUUUCAAGGUG